CUGUGGUGGCAAAAGCAUUCGCGAGCGGGUAUCCCUGCAGGACCUUUUUUUGGUCAAGUCUGCACCUGCGGGGGUCUCCCUAGAGCCAGAGGAUGACUGUGCUUUAUCAGAAGUCUGUCUUGGAUAUGAUCAAAGAGUUUAGACGGAAUUGGCACACUCUUUGUAACUCUGAACGAACUACUGUGUGUGGUGCAGACUCCAUGCUCUUGGCAUUGCAACUUUCCAUGGCAGAGAAAAACAAACAGCACAGUGGAGAAUUUUCAGUCUCUCUCAGUGAUCUAUUAUUGACCUGGAAAUACUUACUACAUGAGAAACUGAACUUACCCGUUGAAAAUAUGGAAAUGAUUGACCAUUAUGAGGACAUUAGGAAGACUUACGAUGAUUUCUUGAAGAAUAGUAAUAUGUUAGAUCUGAUUGAUGUUUAUCAAAAAUGUAGGAUUUUGACUUCUAACUGUGAAAAGAAUGACAAGAUAUCCCCUAGUCAACUGCGGGAUUUUCUAUCUGGCAGACAGUAUGCAGUAGAUGAUGAAGCCAACCUCUGUGUGCCGACAUCACCAACAAGUAAACACAACCAGGAUAAUGAAAAGGUGCGAUUACUAGCCAAGAAAAUUAUCUGUUCAUAUUUGAACUUGCUAGUAAAUUCAAAGAAUGACCUGGCUUUGGCUCAUAUUCUUAAUAUUCCUGAUAGAGGACUUGGAAGAGAAGCCUUCACAGACCUGAAACAUGCUGCUCGAGAAAAACAGCUGUCUAUCUUUUUGGUGGCGACGUCAUUCAUUCGAACAAUACAGCUUGGGGGGAAAGGAUAUGCACCAUCACCCUCUGAUCGUUUAAGGGCACAUGUAAAGGGAUUGUCUAAUUUUAUUAAUUUCAUUGACAAAUUAGGUGAGAUUCUUGGAGAAAUCCCAAAUCCAAGCAUUGCAGGGGGUCGGAUACUGUCAGUGAUAAAGAUGCAGCUGAUUAAAGGCCAGGACAGCAGGGAUCCUUUUUGUAAAGUAGUAGAGGAAGUUACUCAGAAUUUGGAUUUGAGGAUUAAAAAUAUUAUCGGUUCUCAACAAGGAGAUGUAGCUGUUCACACCACUGACAUCAGUCCUGCACGGCCAAAAUCACAUGCCAUAAAUCAUGGCACUGCAUACUGUGGCAGAGAUACUGUGAAAACUUUACUGGUUCUUUUGGAUGAAGAAGCUGCUGAUGCUCCUUCCAAAAACAAAGCAGAACUCUUAUAUGAUGAUGAAAAUAUAAUUCAUUAUAAUGGAACUUCUAUUCUUACACUUUUCAGAUCUCCCACACAAGUGAACAAUUCAUUGAUGAAACCCCUAAGAGAACGUAUCCAGAAGUCAAUGCAAGAGAAAAAAAUUAAGGUAAAGCAAACCUUAAUUAGAUCCCAGUUUGCUUGUACUUAUAAAGAUGAGUGCAUGAUAAGCAAGAAUAAAUGGAAUAAUGUUAAUUCAGUGUUGAAGCCUCUGUGUGUUCUUCGCAUGGAAAAUGAUCCUUCUGAAGGUGUAAACUCAUCUGUUGGAACACCAGCAGCUGGAACAAGUUCUGGAAAUGUCCAUUUGGACAGAAGUAAAAAUAAAAAAAUUUCAAAAAAAUCAGGUAGUCAGACAGGAAAUGAGAACUCAAAAAGGAAACAGGUGGAUUUGGAUGGUGAAAAUGUUCUCUGUGAUAAUGGAAAUGAACUACUACAACAGAAAAAUACUAAGAUACCUAAGAUUUCAAAAGAUUCACAGAAUAAAUUGGAUGGCAAACUAACUCGAAUAGGAAAAGGCAACAAGUGUACUGCCAGGGAAAAAUUGAUUACUGGCCAGACAAAGUUAACUCAGUUUUUUAGACUAUGAAUUUGUCUUUUAUAUGCUUAGAUUUAUAUAUAUAUAAAACCAAAGGCAUGCACUUGAUUUUUAAAAGAUCAAGGUGUAAAUUACCCUGAUGUUUUAUUAUUUUGAUCUGGAGUGUAUUUAAGGUUAGUAUGUUAAACAUUGUUCAAAAAUACUAGUAAGUCAUAAUCAUGCAGAAUUUUCAAAGUUUAAUGCACAGAAAAAGCAUAAUAUUUACAUUACUGAUGUAUCAUAAUAAUUUCUUUUAAAACACAUUAAAAUAGUACAUAGUAACAGAAUAGUUACAGUAAUAUUAAGGGCUUUUUCCUUAACUGGCAAUUAAAUGAUUUUGUCUUCCUCUGAAAAGAUGAUGUGGACCAACAAGUAUCAGACUUGCCAACAAGGUCGGUAGACUCUUCCCAGCAUACACCUGAGCACUGAAGGAAAAAAAAAAAGUUUAAAUUGUUUAAAGCACUAUUAUUAUUGCAAAAAAUUUAUUAGAAAUAAAAGGUUGGACCUAGUAGAGCUAAUUCUGAGUAAAUGAAAAUGAAAAAACUAAUUAAAUGAUUUUUUACCCCACAUUUUUCUGGGGGUUUACUUUAUAUUGACUGUAAUUGAACCAUGGUCUUAUUUGAUUCUGUUAUGAUUGAAUCCAACUUCAGUUCCACCCAGAGUUUUAUUUUAUGGGAUUAAGAUGUAAGAAUUGAAUUUUAAAAGACUACUCACUGUCAAAAUCUCUCCUUCCUAUAGGAAAUUUAGCUGAGUUUUCUUCAUCCCCAAUUUCUCUCUUUUCCUGUGUUGAUUCAGUAUUCUGAACUCCAUUCUCAGCUGGAAAAGCUACAGAUCCUUUUAGUGCAAGAUAAGGUUUUAUAGCCAGAUUCAGUGGGAGACCAUUAUUUAAGAAAUUAUGUUUGGAGCCUGCAUUCUGUAAAGAAAAGGUUGAUUUAUGUUUUAGCUGUUCCAUUGGGAAUGGAACUGUAAUACAAUUGUAAAAUAUUCUUAUUGUAUCAAUUCAAAGAUGCUCUGUUUUUGAUUCUUUUAAAAAACCUUAGAUACAAGUUUAUUAAGGGAAAAAAAACUUUUGCAUAAGAGAUAUUCUCCAAGAUGGAAAAACCACCUGGAAUGUAUAAAAUUUCAUCAGUUGUUCUAAUGCACAUUAUAUGACUAUUUGCACAUACUUCUGUUUAUACAAAUACAAUUAUCCAUUUUACUUUUCAAAGGAUUUGUAAAAAUUAUUUAAAUUCCCAUUGAAAUAAAGAACAAGUCACAUUGCCACUUA
This is a messenger RNA of Trichechus manatus latirostris (Florida manatee), 3090 nucleotides long. RefSeq names its product PARP1 binding protein (gene PARPBP). The transcript is spliced from 11 exons. The coding region runs from base 93 to 1835 and encodes 580 amino acids. Gene Ontology annotation, cellular component: chromatin. NCBI's taxonomy places the organism in Eukaryota, Metazoa, Chordata, Mammalia, Sirenia, Trichechidae. The record is from RefSeq and is a predicted model, not a curated record. Gene Ontology annotation, biological process: negative regulation of double-strand break repair via homologous recombination.